UUGUGGGUGUGUGCUGCCGGCUCAGCCAUGAGGGAGCUCACAGUCAGGACACUAAUGCAUUAGCAGCCCCUCAGAAUCCGGCUGGAGAUCCAUGUUUCUUUACUGCGGACUCCACUUCAGGACGCCUGAACGGUCUUUUCUUAUGGACAUGCCCAUGAAUAGCCAAUGUGUUUAUACAGCUGUCCAGACUUUUGACAUCAGGUGACACAACUGGACCCCUCCGAUGGAGACUACGCCAUACAGUCGAGUCAAAAAAAUUCUCCAAGACCACUCGAACCUGAGUUCGACAGCUUAUUCAAAUGUAUCGACCCCCUUCCACCAUCACAUGAACAAUGCGAUGCUGGGAAUUCUCCUUGGCAUGCUGUCUCUUCUAACGGUCAUCAUGAACAUCCUGGUUCUCUUUGCUGUUAGAAACGAACGCACGUUACACACGGUGGGGAACCUUUACAUUGUCAGUCUCUCUCUGGCCGACCUGAUUGUUGGAGCAACCGUAAUGCCCUUGAACAUGGUCUACCUGCUGGAGGACGAGUGGAGGCUGGGUCGUGUUGUAUGCCAGUUCUGGUUAGUUAUGGACUAUGUGGCUAGUACGGCCUCCAUAUUCAGCUUAUUCAUCCUCUGCCUGGACAGGUAUCGCUCUGUUCGGCAGCCGCUGAAGUACCUGAAAUAUCGCACGCGUGGAAGGGCAACACUAAUGAUCUGUGCUGCGUGGCUUCUCUCCAUGACCUGGAUCAUUCCCAUUCUGGGCUGGCGGAUGUUCGCUCAUGUCGACAGGAAACCCGAGCUGGAGAGCAAGUGCGACACGGACUUUCGCUUUGUGACCUGGUUUAAAGUCCUCACUGCCAUUCUCAACUUUUACAUUCCAUCCUUCCUGAUGCUUUGGUUCUACUCCCAGAUUUUCAUAGCAGUGCGAGAACAUUACAAGCAGUGGGAGAGCAUCACUUGUCCCAGGGUACCUACAGAUCAAGAUGGAACCAUACAAAACUCAAACCAGCUGCAGAGGACAUUCUACAAACCCUCUGAGAAGGAGAACCUAGCCCUGAGAGCUACCUUCUCUAAAAACGAUGGUAUUUUGGAUCAGUAUACUUUGGAACAGCCAUUCAGCUCAAAGGACACCAAUGAGGAGAUUGAUGACUCUUCUUUAGAUGAGAAAAAACCCAAAAACCGUAAAACCUCAUUUUUUAAUAUCUCGAAACGUAAGAGAAAAAGUGUGAGGGAAUUGAAUGAGAUUUCUUCUAUGAGCCAGGAGGAGGACAUUGAGGACGAGGCGUCCUCCAAAGAGCCAUCCUUCCCUCUGAGGUUUUUGCAUUGUGAGGAGAAUGAUGAGCUCAAAAUGUUUGUAUCUGUCAAUGACUGUAACGUAUUGGUACCAAAUUCGGUUGCUAAUAUUUGCGAGAUUACGCCCACCACUGAUGUUCACAAGUACACCACUGUUCUCUGCAGUGAUGAUGUCGCACAGUCACCUACAUCGCCGUGGGGACAUAGCACAAGUCCACCGAUGGACACCAGCAACACUCUCACUCUGAAGCAAACAUGGCAGAAGUUCUGCGUGCAGUCUAGGCAGUGUGUCCAGAACAUGCGUGUUCACAAGGAGCGGAAAGCCGCCAGGCAGCUCGGCUUCAUCAUCGGCACUUUCAUGGUGUGCUGGAUACCGUAUUUCAUCACUUUCAUGGUCAUGGCUUUGUGCAACACCUGUGUUCACCACGACCUUCACAUGUUCACCAUUUGGUUGGGUUACAUCAACUCCACUCUGAACCCUUUCAUCUAUCCACUCUGCAAUGAGAAUUUCAAGAGAGUUUUCAAAAAGAUAUUCCAUAUCAAACAGUGAUGCUUCUCCAUCUCCGGCUCCUGAGCUGUGUCUACGCAAGCACAGCUCUCUUAUCUGUUGACUUUAUGUGCUUUAUUGAAUGUUUGUGGUGGUCUUGUGAAAAACCUUUGAGGAUUGUAGACUGAAUAGCUUCUUCUUUGGCCUACUGUGUUGUUGAACAUCUGCCGUUUGUUGAAGAUGAUUAUACAUUUUGUCCGUUCACUCGUAAAUAAAGCUGCUAUAAAAGGUUCUUUGAGCAGCACGACACUCUUACAAAAAUGUUUUUUAAGGGUUCUUUAGUAAAGACAGUGGACCUACAUCAAACCAGGAACACUCAAAGAACCAUUUGCAUGCUUAAAUGGUUCUUUGCAUGGUGCUUUGGUUCUUACUAUUGAUAGAUUGAUGGAGAAUGUGUUGUAUAUGGUUCUACAAUUAACCUCUUUUGAAAAGAGGUUCUAUAUAGCACCAAACAUAAAAGUAUUCUGCUAACGUUGCUGUGUCAAACUUGAACAAUAUACAACACAUUCUCCAUCAAUCCGAAGAACCAUUUCACCAUGCAGAGAACCAUUUAAGCAUGAAAUGGUUCUACACAGAAUUUAUGGUUCUAAAUGGAACUGUUCAAUUUACUAAAGAACCCUUAUAGAUCCAUGUUUGUUUAAGAGAGUGUAAUGAAGGCCUUCAGGGGCCAGCUGUGUUGGGUCAGAACUCUCCAGGGUGGUAAAUCUCCAGGACUUUGGUCUUAAAAAUGAUGGUUUCCUCAAGGGUUCUUUGGUAAA
Molecule: messenger RNA, 2580 nt
Organism: Pygocentrus nattereri (red-bellied piranha)
Lineage: Eukaryota; Metazoa; Chordata; Actinopteri; Characiformes; Serrasalmidae
Gene: hrh1
Product: histamine receptor H1
Exons: 2
Coding region: 224-1825 (533 amino acids)
Biological process (GO): G protein-coupled receptor signaling pathway, coupled to cyclic nucleotide second messenger; chemical synaptic transmission
Cellular component (GO): plasma membrane; dendrite
Molecular function (GO): G protein-coupled acetylcholine receptor activity; G protein-coupled serotonin receptor activity
Source: RefSeq, a predicted model, not a curated record